CGUUGCGAGCGGUGGUGUAAGCGGUGGAGAAGGGUUACAUGGUGAAUAUGAGCUGUAAUUCAGGGAAUUGCAAAAGUCUUAGGUUACGAAUCAGUUGCACGGCGACUUGAAACAUUUAUUUUGCUAUUUUCAGAACAUCAACAAAGAUGAAAUAUCAAGAGACACGGAUCGCAACAUUGUAACGUGUAGCUACCAACUGAUCAGCCAAGUCAUGGAAUAUGCUGUUGUCGUCUGCUGCUGCCGAGAGGGAGAAAAAUAAAGGAAUCCAACUCAAACGGACCUGAUCACAGGCACGGACUAGAAGUCGGCAUAGCGAACUAACCAGAGAUUUGAUCCGAACGACGCUCUGCAAAGUUCUCUUGCAUGUUGAAACAGUAGAGUGAAAACGGACACUGGCCACAGCACAGUGGAGCACCCCCUCCCUUCUCUUGCUUGGAAUACCGAAAAUACGGGUUUUAUGCAGAUAUUCCUUCCUUUGGCAAAUCGAUUGAACGGGUGGUGUAAGUAAAGACAGUACUACAUGUGUUCUGUUUUUUUUUAAAUAGGGUAGUUUCUGAAAACUAUGUUUCAAUAGCAGCACGAGUCUGUAGUGCAUUUUCUCGACGUCAGUGUGAACUGUCUAGAGGACUUCUGAAAGAAUUUUAAUCUAGCUAGUUUUUUUAACCAACUUUGUGCGGAUUGGGGGAAAGAAAGCGGCUGGUGAUUUAGAAGACACGACCCCGUUCAUGCGGAGAAGUCUUGUGCAAGGCGUACGUUUUAACGUUUUUGUUAGCGAACUCUCUCUCUGACCCACAAUGGCAGUACCAUCGAAGACCUGGAAUUUGGUUUGGACAGCGGGUUGCGUUCUGGUGACCGUGUGCCUGCUCUCUCAGCCGUGUUCCGGGCAGUAUCACGGAGAGAAGGGUAUCUCUAUACCUGAACACGGCUUCUGUCAGCCCAUAUCUAUUCCGCUCUGCACCGACAUCGCCUACAACCAAACCAUCAUGCCGAACCUACUGGGCCACACGAAUCAGGAAGACGCGGGGCUGGAGGUGCACCAGUUCUACCCUCUCGUUAAGGUGCAGUGCUCAAUGGACUUAAAGUUUUUCUUGUGCUCGAUGUACGCGCCGGUGUGCACGGUGCUCGAGCAGGCGAUUCCACCGUGUCGCUCUUUGUGUGAACGAGCGCGUCAAGGCUGCGAGGCCCUGAUGAAUAAGUUUGGCUUCCAAUGGCCCGAGAGGCUCCGCUGUGAGAAUUUCCCGGUCCACGGCGCGGGAGAAAUUUGCGUGGGUCAGAACACCUCGGACACGGGCAGCCCCACCUCGUACCCAACUCCCUACAUCCCCGAACUCAUUACGCUGCCUCCCAACAUGGGGCGGUCGAGUCAGCCCUUCUCGUGUCCGCUGCAGCUGGAGGUGCCUACAUACCUAAAUUACUACUUUUUGGGGGUGAAGGACUGCGGCGCCCCCUGUGAGCCCACGAAACCCAACGGAUUGAUGUAUUUCCGUGAAGAGGAGGUGAAGUUCGGCCGACUUUGGGUGGGCAUCUGGUCGAUUCUAUGUUGCGUGAGCACCCUGUUCACGGUCCUCACGUAUCUAGUGGAUAUGCGGCGGUUCCGUUACCCAGAGCGGCCCAUCAUCUUCCUCUCCGGCUGUUACUUCAUGGUGGCGGUGGCCUAUGCAGCCGGCUUCCUCCUGGAGGACAAAGUGGUCUGCAUCGAUAAGUUUAAGGACGACGGUUACAAAACGGUGGCGCAGGGCACCAAGAAAGAGGGCUGUACAAUCCUCUUCAUGAUCCUCUACUUCUUCGGCAUGGCCAGCUCCAUUUGGUGGGUGAUACUGUCCCUCACAUGGUUCCUCUCUGCUGGCAUGAAGUGGGGUCACGAAGCCAUCGAGGCCAACUCUCAGUAUUUUCACCUCGCUGCCUGGGCCGUGCCCGCCGUCAAGACCAUAACCAUCCUGGCCAUGGGCCAAGUGGACGGCGACAUUCUCACGGGGGUGUGCUACGUGGGCAUCUACAACGUGGACUCGUUGCGCGGCUUCGUCCUCGCCCCCCUCUUCGUCUACCUGUUCAUAGGCACGUCGUUCCUUCUCGCUGGAUUCGUGUCCCUGUUCCGUAUCCGCACCAUAAUGAAGCACGACGGGACCAAGACGGAGAAGCUGGAGAAGCUGAUGGUGCGGAUUGGCGUUUUCAGCGUGCUGUACACGGUUCCGGCCACCAUCGUGAUCGCUUGCUACUUCUACGAGCAAGCAUUCCGCGAGCAGUGGGAGAAGACUUGGCAUAUGCAGACGUGUAAACGCUUCGCCGUGCCUUGCCCAGUCAACAAUUUUGCCCCCAUGACCCCGGACUUCACAGUUUUCAUGAUCAAGUACCUAAUGACCAUGAUCGUAGGCAUCACCUCUGGUUUUUGGAUAUGGUCCGGGAAAACGCUGCAGUCUUGGCGCAGGUUUUACAAGAGGCUUAGUAACAGCAACCAGGGCGAGACGACGGUAUGAACGUUUCAGAGGGGCAUCGUGUGAGAAACGGGGUCAAAAAAAGACGAAUAAAGUCCCUUGCUUUAUAAACUGGAAUUGAUUUUAAAAUCUAGACUUUGGAAUUUGAAUUUGAGCUCAUUGCUGCCCCUCUCUACAUGAGAUUGUUAAUCAGGUUUAAUGUGUACUCAUUGCCUUUGUCAAACCUUGCCAUUCUCGUUGGUUGUCGCUGAGCCAUUGAUUUUUUUUUCUUGAAGGGGGUCCUAACU
Molecule: messenger RNA, 2719 nt
Organism: Megalops cyprinoides (Indo-Pacific tarpon)
Lineage: Eukaryota; Metazoa; Chordata; Actinopteri; Elopiformes; Megalopidae
Gene: fzd7b
Product: frizzled class receptor 7b
Exons: 1
Coding region: 795-2474 (559 amino acids)
Biological process (GO): canonical Wnt signaling pathway; non-canonical Wnt signaling pathway
Cellular component (GO): plasma membrane
Molecular function (GO): Wnt receptor activity; Wnt-protein binding
Source: RefSeq, a predicted model, not a curated record